CAGUCACUGUGAACGGUGCUGAUAUCGCUGGCGUUCCAGACAUGCAAGCAUCCGCUAUCGCCGUCUUCUUCUGCGUAGUGCUCUCCAUCCCUGCUCAGGGGGUGGAGGAAAAUGCACUCAAGGAGUUACAAGCAUACCUGCACUUCCUCGGAUUGCGUCAAGGUACUCUACACGUGCGGAGUCUCCCAAGCGUACCGGAGAUCCGAGAACCUCCAAGUGAAUGCAACUGCGGCCGAUUUCGACCGAGUCAUAGGAGGAACGCCCGUUCAAAGUCAAGGAAAGUAUCCCUGGAUGGCGUGGAUGGGGAAGGCUCCGAAUAUGUUCAACUGUGGAGGAUCACUCAUCAACGAUCGAUAUGUCCUCACUGCUUCUCAUUGUGUCGCAUCGGACCCCUCGGCAACAUAUUACGUGACCCUGGGAGACCUGGAUCUAUCGACUUCGACUGAAAGUCAGUCCAUUCAGAUUCCAGCCACCGCCAUAAUGAACCCAGAUUAUAACAACCCGACAUUCGUGAACAACGACGUCGCCCUCCUGAAACUGGAGACUCCGGUGGACUUCGAUGCCUAUCCGAACAUCCGUCCCAUCUGCCUUUCCUCCAGUGCCGUCCCCAAUCCUGGAGAACCCGUCACAGUCGCUGGAUGGGGUAUCACUACGGAGGGGGGUGGCUCCAUCUCGAUGGCGUUGAUGGAAACGACUGUGAACGUGAUUAGCUCAGAGACCUGUCAGACCUGGUUUGGUUCUGCCAUCAACGAUAAUUUCAUCUGUGCUCAGGAAACGGGGAAAAAUAUCUGCCAAGGUGAUUCUGGAGGACCGCUGAUGUACCAGACUCAAGCUGGAUAUUACCUGAACGUCGGCAUCAAUUCUUUUGUGAUCACCGGAUGCUAUACCCAAUACGGAGGUGCCUUCACAAAAACAGCAAAUUACGUUGACAAUUUCAUCAGCCAAAACGCCCAGGAUGCCCAAUGGUGCUCACCACCUUGAUUCCGGCCUUCGUGUACCUUCAUUCAUUCUUUUGUUGUUGAAAGAAAGGAGCAAGGAACUUUAAUUCCAGAAAGGAAAUAAAGAAAGGAACAUUAAUGAAGAAAGAAAAUAGUUUCAGCUCUUUAAAUGCGUUGUUUUUGCCUAAUGCUCUAAGAAAAAGAGCCAAGAAAGAAAGGAAG
Molecule: messenger RNA, 1160 nt
Organism: Darwinula stevensoni
Lineage: Eukaryota; Metazoa; Arthropoda; Ostracoda; Podocopida; Darwinulidae
Source: the annotation of a GenBank genome assembly